Messenger RNA from Sciurus carolinensis (gray squirrel), 3440 nucleotides. It is a transcript of the gene Arrb1, whose product is annotated as arrestin beta 1. Gene Ontology annotation, biological process: visual perception; G protein-coupled receptor internalization; signal transduction. The transcript is spliced from 16 exons. Lineage: Eukaryota; Metazoa; Chordata; Mammalia; Rodentia; Sciuridae. The coding region runs from base 358 to 1650 and encodes 430 amino acids. Gene Ontology annotation, molecular function: G protein-coupled receptor binding. The record is from RefSeq and is a predicted model, not a curated record.
CCUGGUUUGGAAAACACUACCCACCUUCUGCGCAUACCUCAUGGACCACGUGAUACAUCCGGGGCAGAGCUGAUUGGCCCAGGGGUGGAAUACCUGACCAAAGCGAACCAAUUGCUAACCAAUUUGGAAUUGGCCAUUCAGCCAGUUAGGAGCAGGAAGCUGAACGAGAGACAGAGUAGGAACAGGGUUGGGGUGUGAGUCACAUGCAGCCCAAGGAAUGGAGAAACAGAAAAGCCCUGAGUAAGCAGAGAUUGGUCCACAGAGACAAUGGAGCAGCUGCACCGACGGCUGUGCAGCUGGGAGAACAUGCAGCCUAGGGAGGAGAGGUGGAGAGACGGAGCGACCGCCUGAGAGCCCAUGGCUUCCCGGUUCCCGGGUCCAGCCCCCGUGCGACCUGCCUGCGCAUCCUUCCCAGUGUUCAAGAAGGCGAGCCCCAAUGGAAAGCUCACCGUCUACCUGGGAAAGCGGGACUUUGUGGACCACAUCGACCUUGUGGACCCUGUGGAUGGUGUGGUCCUGGUGGAUCCUGAGUAUCUCAAGGAGAGGAGAGUCUAUGUGACACUGACCUGCGCCUUCCGCUAUGGCCGGGAGGACCUGGAUGUCCUGGGCCUGACCUUUCGCAAAGACCUGUUUGUGGCCAACGUGCAGUCCUUCCCGCCGGCCCCCGAGGACAAGAAGCCCCUGACGCGGCUGCAGGAGCGUCUGAUCAAGAAGCUGGGCGAGCAUGCCUACCCCUUCACCUUUGAGAUCCCUCCAAACCUCCCAUGCUCCGUGACGUUGCAACCAGGGCCUGAAGACACGGGGAAGGCCUGUGGUGUGGACUAUGAAGUCAAAGCCUUCUGUGCUGAGAACCUGGAGGAGAAGAUCCAUAAGAGGAAUUCUGUGCGUCUGGUCAUCCGGAAGGUUCAAUAUGCCCCAGAGAGGCCUGGCCCCCAGCCCACAGCCGAGACCACCAGGCAGUUCCUCAUGUCGGACAAGCCCCUGCACCUGGAAGCCUCCCUGGACAAGGAGAUCUAUUACCAUGGAGAACCCAUCAGCGUCAAUGUCCAUGUCACCAACAACACCAACAAGACUGUAAAGAAGAUCAAGAUCUCGGUGCGCCAGUAUGCAGACAUCUGCCUUUUCAACACAGCACAGUACAAGUGUCCCGUUGCCAUGGAGGAGGCUGAUGAUACUGUGGCACCCAGUUCAACAUUCUGCAAAGUUUACACGCUGACUCCCUUCCUGGCCAAUAACCGAGAGAAGCGGGGCCUUGCACUGGAUGGGAAACUCAAGCAUGAAGACACGAACUUGGCCUCCAGCACCCUGUUGAGGGAAGGCGCCAACCGUGAGAUCCUGGGGAUCAUUGUUUCCUACAAAGUGAAGGUGAAGCUGGUGGUGUCUCGGGGCGGCCUGUUGGGAGAUCUUGCAUCCAGUGAUGUGGCUGUGGAACUGCCCUUCACCUUAAUGCACCCCAAGCCCAAAGAGGAACCUCCACAUCGGGAAGUUCCAGAGAACGAGGCGCCAGUAGACACCAAUCUCAUAGAACUUGACACGAAUGAUGACGACAUUGUGUUUGAGGACUUUGCUCGCCAGAGACUGAAAGGCCUGAAGGAUGACAAGGAGGAAGAGGAGGAUGGCACCGGCUCUCCACACCUCAACAACAGAUAGACUGAGGCGGCCCACGCCCCCAGCUCCAGGGCCACUCUCUCACACUAGGAUGCUUACUUGUCUUCUUCCUGUUCUGGUUUCCCUCCCCUUUGUUCUUCCAGUUUAACUAGGGGACCCCAAGUGGUCUUCCAGGUCACGGUGAUGAACCUCUGGCCUCAGGAUUGGCCCCACAUCACCAUGCCAACAAUGCGCCACUUUCACCUCUUUCCUCAGUCCACCAUUCCACCCCACCCCCUUUUCAUGCUCAUUCCCAGAAAGGCCACCACAGCCCUGGCCUUGGGAUUCGACCCGAGAUGGGGAGUGGGAAGGGGAGGGUGGGGCUGGAGGGGCUCUGUGGUGGUGGGUUUGAGGGCUUGGAGGAGUGGGUAUGAAGGCCCAAGACACAUGAGAAGAUGUCCCCAGUCCCACCUGGUAACAGUUCUGGCAGCUAAAAGAUGACUGUAUUGAAGGUCACCCCCUCCUGACUGCAGGGGCAGAACCGUGGAUAGAUUCUCAAUGCCUUUUUGCAGUUUGGACCCACCAAAGACCUCUCCCCCUCCCACUUCAUGCUUUGGCCUGUGUCCCUGUGUCUGAGAGUGACAUUGGUGAAGCUCAUAGGCUCAUAGACCCAGAAGUGGAGAAAAGCCACAGACUGACUUCCUUACCAGCAGACACCUAGAUGGAGGCGAGCCUGUGAACUAGCCAGGUUUCUUUGGGGGUUGUCAGGAUGCGCACCUUAACUGCCUUGUAUUGUGUGUGUGUGUUAGGGGUGGGGGACACUGAGUGCGCACAUGUGCAGAAGGUGGGGCCCUUUAAGUGCCAGCCCCUGCAGAGGGAAUUUCUGAAGAGGUUUCCUGAGGGGGCUCUCAGAGGUGGGCAGGGGCGGGCAGUGGAGCCUCCCUUCUCUCUUCCUUCACAGACUUAUGAUUUUCUUAUCACCAGGGAGAAAGUCCAGAGCAGCCGGUGCCACCAGCAUCCCUGCUUCCUCCCUGUAGUCUUCCGAGACUGGGUUGGCCCUACAGGUGGGGAGAGUGGCCACUGUCAAAGACAGUCCUUCCUCAGAACAUAGCAGGCUCCAUGGAGAUGCCUUCCUGCAAAGGGAGGGAAGCUGCUCUUCCUUCCUUGGGGAAUUGAUGACCCCAGUAGUCCCCAGUGUCAAGGGUACCUAGUACCCAUUGGCUGGUGUUGGUGUGAUUGGGAACUGGGGUCUUUCCCAGGGCAACAGAGCAGAUAUGGAUGAUAAAUAGCAAGUGUCAAAAGGUAUCCUUGUCGGGUCUUUGAUGCUAACUUGCUGUGUGAUCUUGAGCAAGUUUCUUCCCCUCUCUGGACCUUAGUUCCCCACUGGAAAACCCAGGCAUUUCUGGCUUUGAAAAUUUGUGAACAUUUGAGCUUCUGGUCUGCUGCGUGGAGCCGGGCUGCUUCCUGUUCCAUCUGCCUCUAGAGGGGAUUCACUAGACCUCAGAAGCAGCGGGGCCCAGCAGAUCUCCUGGUCCACCCUCCAGGUCUAGAAGAGGCCCUUUUUGGGGUCUGGGGGUGUGUCGCCUGAUAUCAUAGCCUGUAUGAACUACUCUAUCCUAUAGCCUGGAUUUGCUGAGACUUGGAUGGGAGACUUGUGAUAGGGCCUGCAGGACUUCACAGCCCCCAGAGGAUGUGGGUGCCAUGAGGUUUACCCAGGCAGAUAUACUAGUUAGCAGGGUGAGGGGGAUUUCUCCUCAAUUUCUGCUUACUUCUGUCUUGGUCCCAUAUUUGCCUGAAAAGGGAGACAAUAUGAUCUUUUAUACAAGUUGGAUCCUAACCCUUUCCACCUCUGG